Zasmidium cellare ATCC 36951 is the source of this 1596-nucleotide messenger RNA. RefSeq lists its product as uncharacterized. Gene Ontology annotation, biological process: peroxisome organization. Lineage: Eukaryota; Fungi; Ascomycota; Dothideomycetes; Mycosphaerellales; Mycosphaerellaceae. The transcript is spliced from 5 exons. Bases 1 to 1596 code for a protein of 531 amino acids. Gene Ontology annotation, cellular component: peroxisomal membrane. The record is from RefSeq and is a predicted model, not a curated record.
AUGGAGCAUAUCAAGCAGGCGGCGGAGCAGACCAAGGUCGUCGUCAAGUUGCCGACCAAAUGGAUCAACAUGUACGGCGACUUCAUCACAAAGAAUGCCGGCGCGGUUGGCCAGGUCGAGGGCGCAUUGCGAUCGUUGACAUACUUGGUUCCCGGAGGCUUGAAGAUGUCUGACAUUUCGACCGAGUCACUCAAUUCCGGUGUCCAACUCAUCGCCCUCUACCACGAUUCUCUUCUCUCACGAGCGCUGGCGCAACACCUACGAACACCACGGCAUCAGACACCUCAUAACAGAUAUACGCGAUUCUACUGUCAGAAGAGUUCUACCUACCGACGGACCGCAACGACGCUGCACAUCGUACAAUAUACCGAGCUGUUGCUGGAGAUGAUGGCGAAGAAGAAGGGCGAGAAGGCGCGGUGGCGGCUGGUGGUAUUCUUGGAGGCUAUCAAGGCUGUGUGUCGAUUAAUACUGAUGCGGCUGACCAACUCCCGGCCGCUUCUAACGCCACCUUUGCCAGAGCGAGAAGUUGUUGAGGAGAAAGAGGCUCAAGAGGACGAAGCGUUAGCAAGCCCGCCGUCUGAGAGAUCAGAGGCAGGCAGCGAGCAGUGGACAAUGCCCCGAACCUCAUUGACCCUACCGCCUCUGCCAAGUUCGGACGACAUAUCCUCUUACCUGCUGUCGAAGGUCUUGACUGCCGACGACAUAAAGCCACCCAAAGCUCUGCUGCACCGGACAUCUGGAUUCGGCGAGAUUGCAGAAGUCAUGUUCAUUCUACGACCAGUCAUAUAUGCUGUUGCGAUGUCAUACUGGAGUCAAAGGGAGGACGGCAAAGGCAAGACAGACUGGAGACCGUGGCUGCUGGGUGUGAGCAUCGAAUACGGCGCACGACAACUCGCGAAGCAUGACCUCGAAAGACGAAGACCGGGCGGAGCGCGUGGCCUCACUCAACUCGAGCGGGAAGAGAUGAAGAAGCGCAGCUGGUCGCUUGCGUGGUGGACUCUGCGCGGUGCUUUCUACGAGAACAUUACGAGGGGGAUGGUCGAUGGCUUCGCAUCGAAGCUGAAGAACAAGCCUAUCCUCGACAUGAUUGGGAACUUUGUGGAGGAUUACGAGUAUCUCUGGAGCGACUGCUGCCUUCAGUCGCUCCGUCACCUCGACAACAACCUACCACCACCACGACAUCCACUCAAACCUCUAUCCACCACACACAAAACCACAACCAACAACACCGCAAGCAUGAGAUCUCGAUUUAAGGACGAGCACCCGUUCGAGAAGCGCAAGGCCGAAGCAGAGAGGAUCCGCCAGAAGUACGCUGAUAGAAUUCCGGUUAUCUGCGAGAAGGUUGAGAAGUCGGACAUCGCGACCAUCGACAAGAAGAAGUACUUGGUGCCAGCCGACCUCACCGUCGGCCAGUUCGUCUACGUCAUCCGCAAGCGCAUCAAGCUCAGCCCAGAGAAGGCCAUCUUCAUCUUCGUCGACGAGGUCCUGCCACCAACUGCUGCCCUCAUGAGCUCAAUCUACGAGGAGCACAAGGACGAGGACGGCUUCCUCUACAUCACCUACUCUGGCGAGAACACCUUCGGUGAGGCCGCAUAA